AUGGAAAUUUUCACAUUUGAUAAUUGUGAUCAUUCAAAAGAAUUCUAGUUAUUAGUUUAAUAUUAUUCUGUAUUUGAUGAAGAUAUGGAAUCAUAAAACAGAAGUAAAUCAAUUGUUGAUUUGUUGGAUGCAGGUUUAGAGAUUUAAGAAAAAUUUCGAAAUAAAGUAAAAUAAGAAAAAUAAAGUAUUUUUUUGUUUAAUUUUAUAGCUUAGAAAAAUUUUAAAACUCCUUUAGAUUUCCUUAGAGAUACUUUAAAAAACAAAUUAGAUAAUACUCUAUCUUUUUAACAGUUGUUGAUAUUUUCUAAUCCAUAAAUAAUAAAAAACUUUGGUAAACCGAAAGUAAUUCAUCAUAAUGGAGAUUUUUUAUUGGUAGGAGGAUCUUUAGGGAAUAUUUUAUAUUAUUCUUAAUAAUAGACAGAUAUUAUUAUUUAAUAAUAGAAAAUAGGAGCAGUAACAGCUUUAGAUUCAUUAAAUGAUUUAGUAGGAGUUGGUUAUGAGAGUGGAUGGAUUAGUAUAAUAGAUAUGAAAAAAAAGAAGCAUUUGUGUAGUUGUUAAAAUAUUACAAAAUCAAAAAUAAUAGUUAUGAAGUUCAUGUUUUAAUCUAAGAAAUUUUAUAAUGUAAUAACUUCUGAUGAUACAGGAGUAAUAAGAAUAGUGAAUUUUCGGAAAGGAAUGUUUGGAUUUGAUUAUGAAAUAUAAUUAACAAUUCCACGAUAAUAAUAUCCAAUGGUAAAUAUAAUAGUAUUUAAUAAAAAUGAGUCAAAGGAAUUCAUGGGUGAUUUAUAUGAAAAAUCAAGUAGAAUAAUAGGAUUCUGUUCUUUGAGUAGAUUUUACCUCAUAAUAGUUUAUAAGGAUGAUGAGAAGAAAUUGAAGUCAAUAAUAGAGAUUGACAAUCCACAUAUAUCAUCUCCAGAGAAACCUUUUUAUUGUUAUAUUUCUCAUGGGUAUGGUAUUUUACCACCACCAAAUUAAGAUUAAGAGGAGAAUUGGAAAGAUAAAAGAUUGAUAAUUUUAUUAUGUUGGAAUUGUCAUAUGUAUUUUUUGAUCAGAAGUAAUGAUUAAGCAAGAUAUAUGACAUUAAAACCAUUGAUAUUUAAAUAAUAGAUACAUGCAGCUUAUUUUGUUGAGUAAUCAAUUAUAGAAGUGAUCACUGCGAAUCAAAAUAUUUAUUUAUUUAAUACAGUACAUUUAGAAUUGCAAAUAGUGCCAAAGGGAAUAGAAUAAAUACCAUAUUUUAUUUAAAAAAAGAAUUGGCCUGAUUCUCCAUUCACCUCUCUCUAUUAAGUAGAAGUAUUAAACAAAGAUGAAGGAGUUGGAUUUAAAUAAUAUCCUCUAUAAUAUUAGAUAUAUGCAUUAAACAAAUAAACAAGAUAAAUUCAUAUUUUAGUUGAAGGAUCUAUUGUAAUUGGAAGUAUUAAUAAUUUAGAAUAAUCUAUUGAUAUUUUUAUUUCAAAUAAAGAUUGGGCUAAAGGUAUGCUUUUAAUUCUUGCUUUGAUGGAUGGAAGUAUGAAAUCUACUCCAAUAAAAUUUAAUACAUAGGUUUUAAAAAGAAAAGUAUUGGAAAUAGCCACACAUUAUAUCAAAGUAGUUUUAGAUGAAAUUAGAUCCACUUUAGAUAAACAUAAAACUCUAAUUUAUACACCUAGUUCUUUAUAUGGACAUUAAUAAGAUGUAGAAAAAGUUAAGACUCUACUUUCUAUGUUGGUUGAUUUCCUUCUUAGAGUUUCAAGUGAUAUCUUAUUCAAUUAAAUAUAUUCUAUAAUAAAGAAAUUUCUAAAUGGAGAUAUUAGUUUGAUUUGCAAUGAAUUAAGUUUAUAUCUCAAAAAUGGAAAGGUUAAAGUAAUUGAUGCAAAUGAAUAAACUAUAAGUAACAUAUCUAUUAUUAAUAAGAUUAGAUGAAAUAUUGCAAUACUAUAUUCGUUUGGGAGAUCAAUAAUGUAUAGAUUCUUUUAUUUCUAAAAUUGAUUAUUCCAAAAUUAAUACUGAAUAAUUGAUUUAACUCUGUCUUGUCAAUAAACUAACAACAAGUUUAAGUUAUGUAUGUACAAGAUCUGGAGACUUUCUUACUCCUUUAGCUAAACUAUGGGGAAUUAUAUAAUCAGAUAUUAAAAAGAAGGAUCCAUAAAUUGUCAUUGAACAAGGAAAAAGCAUUAUUCUAUAUUUAGAAUAAACUUUACAUAUUGAACAAUUAGUUAAAGAAAAGUCUGAUUAAAUAUCCUUAUGGUUAUUUGAAGUUCAAACAUUGUUUUUAUUAAUGAGUAUAGAUUUUGGUGGAUGUGUUUAAUUAUGUUAUAAAUUCUUUAUAUCACCUUAUGAUUAGUUUUUAGAAAAAGAAAGGUUAAAAAAAUAUUACAAUAACAUGACUUAAGCUUUUUAAAAGUUAAAAACUAUUAAAGAUUAAAAUGAUUUGAAAUAUCAAUUGAUUUAAUUAUAAAUUAAAACCUUACCUGAUGCAAUUGCAUGGGAUAAAAUGAUUAAUUAAGUUGGAAGAUCUAUUUAAGCUAGCAUUUUGAGUAAAGAUUACACAGAAUAAUUACAAAUCAAAUAAUUAACUGAAUUAUUCUUAGAUUUAGUCAGUGAACAUAGACAUUUGAUAUUUUUACCUCUUUAGUGUUUACCAUUGCCUAAUAUAUUACAUAAUGAUGAACCAACUCUUAAAUAUUGCUUAAUUUAUGCUUACAACUAAUUUAUAAUCAAUUUAUUUAAGAAAUAUCCAGCUGUUGAUAAAGAAGAUGUUUUAAAUUCUAUGGCAUCUGAUGGAUAAUUUGAUUGGGUUAAAAUGUAUUUAAAUGAAGAACUUAAAAACUAUGGAAGAGCACUAGAUUUCAGAAUUAAAAUUAAGAAUUAAUUAUAAAAUUUAAAUAUCUAAGUCAAAUUUGAAAUCUUCAAAUGGAUUUCUAAAGUUUUAUCUCAAGAUCCUCCCAUUCCAUCUAUUGAAUCUUUUCGUGAUAGAAUCUUAAAUCAUAUUGGAUCAUUGGUAUCAUUUAGUGCGAUUCACACUAGAUCAUUGAUCUCAAAGUAUUUUCAAGCUAAUGAUAUCAGUAUCCUUAAUAAAAUGGGAGAAUUGCCUAAAUUAUAAUUAGAAUAUCUAGAAUAAAUCAUGUAAGUUGAUAGAAAAUAAUAUUAAUCAAAUACAGAUUUAUUAAAAUUAUAUAUAAAGUUACUUUGUUAAAUAAAACCUGAGAAAGUUCUAAAAGAACUAUAAGAAUAAGAAUAUCCCUUAGAUGAUAUAAUAGGAGUAUUAAGAUAAUAUCCAGUGCCUGAUGCUUUGGUUUAUUUACUCGAAAGAUCAGGAGCCAUAACAGAAGCAAUCUGUGUUAAAUUAGAUGAUUUUAUUCACAAAAUUCAAUAGAAAGCAUUCUUGAGUAAAGUAUUUAUAAAUUUAAAAUAUUUAGAGUGAAUUUUAUUGUUAUUUUUUGGAGAUUUGCAACAUCUGUCUUAGAAAUAAAAAAUUAGAUGAGUUGGAUGAAUCAUGGGAUAUGGUGACUUAGUGCAUUUUAGAACUCUCUUAAAACAGAUAUACCCCAUAACCCUAUACAUCUUAUUUAGAGGAAUAUAUUCCUUUAUUAUUAAAGAAAUGGGCAGAAUGCAGUCAUUUAGAUGCAUUUCUUCAUAAAAUAACAACAAAAUACAUGAGAUUAAGUUCAUCUAAGCUUAAGAUGACAUUCUUGUCUAUGUAUACACACAUUAACUUCUCAACAACAGUAUAUACUAAAUUAGUAGAUAUUAAUUUUAUUAAAUGCAUUUAAAUAAUGAGAGGAAUAGUUUAAUUCUCACUUAGAGGGUAAGGUUAUUUACCAGGUUGUUAUUCCUGUCAUAAUUAUUAUGAGUAAGAUUAAGAAGUUCAACCAAUAAUCAUUUUAGCUUGUGGUCAUACUUUUCAUUUAAAUUGUCUUAAUCUAGAUGAAAGGGCUUAUUAUCAUUGUCCAGUUUGUUUAAAAAGUCCAAAAAUAGCUAUUGUUCAUUUACUCCAUUAAUUGAAAUCAAAAAAGUAUUUGCUAAAGGCUGAUAACUAAUAAGAAACAUAAAAUCUAAAGAAUUAAAACCCUUUGGCUGUCAGUAUCAUUAAGCAAGGGUAAAAGAAAUAGGCAGAAAUUGACUAAAAUGCUAAAUUCAUCCAAAAGGAAAGUUAAGAAUUUAUCAGAAGAUAAAAAUAAAUGGAAAAGUUAAAAAAAUUUGAAUAAUUAAAAUGUGAUAGUUUGAAUAAGAUUUGUCAAGGUGUUAUGCCAUAUUGAAAAUAAAAUCUAUGUAAUUUUAAUUAGUUUUGAAUUAACAUACAGAAUAUGUUUGCUAUAUAUAAUUAAUUUUGAAUUUUAUGAAUUUAACAUUUAAAAAAAUAAGGCCGUAAACAACGGUUUCUAAGAUUUGAAAUUCCUCUCAUCAUUAAUUGAUAUUUUAAUUAUUUCAAUAAAUAUUUCCUAUUAUGAGCAAGAAGAGAAAGCAAGACCAAAAACUUAAGCUAGAUAGAGAAAAAUGAUUAUUUUGAAUAAUUCAACAUUAGACACUUAUGAUUCUACAGAAAAUUUAAUUGAUUGUUUAUGUCCUUCUAUAUAGUAGGAUGCUAAAUUCGUUUUCAUAAAAACCAGAGAACAAGCUUUGAGACAACCAUUUUCAGUUUAAAGAAGAAAAAAAUUGGAUGAAAAACCUAAAUAUUAACUCAAUGCCAAAAAGAAAACCAUCAUAAUUAAAGAAAUUACAGAAUAACCUGUUCCAUUUAAAAAAACUAUCGAAUAAAAGAUUGAUCAUUCAUUUUACAUUGUCAAGUAAAUGCAUAUAAAUAUUUAGUUCUUUUAACAUGCUUAAAACAAUGAGAUAAGAUAAAAUGAAAUUAUUUAAGUGCAAUUUUAAUUGA
This is a messenger RNA of Paramecium sonneborni, 4855 nucleotides long. The record is from the annotation of a GenBank genome assembly. Lineage: Eukaryota; Ciliophora; Oligohymenophorea; Peniculida; Parameciidae.